AUGGAACUUAAUAAUAUACAACAACUGCUUAAUGAUAAUAUAAUUUUAUUUAUUGGAGCUCCGCUGGCUGGUAAAAGUACGCAAGGCACUCUUCUUGCAAAAAUUCUCGAACGACCGUAUGUAUCAACAGGCAAUCUUUUUCGUAAUGAAGUUGCUAGUGGAAGUGAACUCGGUCAGAAGAUAAAAGUAUACAUGGAUUCAGGUGAAUUGAUUCCGAAUGAACUUACUAUAACUUUUCUUACGACUAAAUUCAAUGAUCCAAUCUACCGGAAUGGUAUGAUUUUAGAUGGUUUUCCUCGAAAUCUGUCACAUAUGCCUAUUCUGGAAAAUAUCUUAAUGAAUCUAGAUCGAAAGAUUCUUGUUGCUAUAUAUUUGGAUGUAUCGAAAGCUCAACUCGACCAGCGACGAAUACAUCGUAGCCGAGCCGAUGACGAUAAUGAAAUUGCUGAACGUCGUUAUGCUGUCUUUCAACAAGAAACACUACCUCUUGUGGAUCUAUUUGAAUCGAGAAAUGUAUUAAUCAAAAUUACUUCCAGUUCAGAAUCUCCAGAAGACAUUCAUCAGCGUAUUCUUUCGCAAUUAGCUAUGUUCAUACAAAAAAAAUGA
Adineta steineri is the source of this 606-nucleotide messenger RNA. Lineage: Eukaryota; Metazoa; Rotifera; Eurotatoria; Adinetida; Adinetidae. The record is from the annotation of a GenBank genome assembly.